Molecule: messenger RNA, 3845 nt
Organism: Periophthalmus magnuspinnatus
Lineage: Eukaryota; Metazoa; Chordata; Actinopteri; Gobiiformes; Gobiidae
Gene: klhl17
Product: kelch-like family member 17
Exons: 12
Coding region: 354-2129 (591 amino acids)
Molecular function (GO): protein binding
Source: RefSeq, a predicted model, not a curated record
UAAUUCGCGUCUGUGUUCGUAUACUUGCUGUUUCAUAGACCCGCAGGUUCUCCACUGUGACUGGAUGUAUUAUUUCUGCGUUACUCGGGGCAACGCCUCUUCUACAUACGGCUGUAUCCGCUCCACCUUAACAGCCCCAUGUCAGCGUUCAUACAAUGUUUUUUGCAUUGACGUCAACUGCAAAGGGCACAAAACAGACUAUGGACAGAUAGUCAGACAUUGGUGCCAAUUUUAAACCAAUCUGACAACGACAGCCGCAGAUUCACAAGCAUCACAUCGAGGGAGACAGGCUGGGUCCGACCACCACCGCGACACAGGCACCGUUGCCCAGAGUGCGGCCCAGGCAGGAGCUCAUGAUGGAGGGGGGUAUGCAGCUGCUGAACCGCGAUGGCCACAGCAUCUCGCACAACUCCAAACGCCACUAUCAUGACUCCUUUGUGUCCAUGAACCGCAUGAGACAGCGGGGCCUGCUCUGUGACAUCGUCCUCCAUGUGUCCAACAAAGAAAUCAAAGCUCACAAAGUGGUGCUGGCCUCGUGCAGCCCCUACUUCCAUGCCAUGUUUACAAAUGAGAUGUCAGAGAGCCGUCAAACCCAUGUGACUCUUCACGACAUUGACCCUCAAGCCUUGGAGCAGCUGGUGCAGUAUGCCUACACCGCUGAGAUCGUGGUCGGGGAGGGCAACGUGCAGACAUUACUCCCGGCUGCCAGCCUUCUGCAGCUGAACGGGGUGCGUGAUGCCUGCUGUAAGUUCCUCCUGAGUCAGCUGGACCCCUCCAACUGCCUGGGCAUCCGGGGCUUCGCCGACACUCACUCGUGCAGCGACCUCCUCAAGUCUGCACACAAGUACGUCCUGCAGCACUUUGUGGAGGUGUCCAAGACUGAGGAGUUCAUGCUGCUGCCACUCAAACAGGUUCUGGAUUUGAUCUCCAGUGAUAAUCUCAAUGUGCCAUCUGAAGAGGAAGUGUAUCGAUCAGUACUCAGUUGGGUGAAACAUGACAUAGAUGGCCGGCGACAGCAUGUUCCCUGGCUGAUGAAGUGUGUGAGGCUGCCGCUGCUCAGGCGUGACUUCCUCAUGAGUAAUGUGGACACUGAGCUGUUGGUGCGGCACCACUCCGAGUGUAAAGACCUGCUCAUCGAGGCUCUCAAGUACCACCUGAUGCCCGAGCAGAGGGGCGUCCUGAGCAACAGCCGCACCAGGCCACGCCGCUGUGAGGGGGCCAGCCCAGUGCUCUUCGCUGUAGGUGGGGGCAGCCUGUUUGCCAUCCAUGGAGACUGUGAGGCCUAUGACACCCGGACAGACCGUUGGCACAUGGUGGCGUCUAUGUCUACUCGGCGGGCACGAGUGGGAGUGGCUGCCAUCGGGAAUAGACUGUAUGCAGUGGGAGGGUAUGAUGGGACCUCUGACCUUGCAACUGUGGAGUCAUAUGAUCCCAUCACUAAUGCCUGGCAACCCGAGGUUUCUAUGGGAACGAGACGAAGCUGUCUGGGUGUGGCAGUACUUCACGGCCUGCUGUAUGCUGCCGGAGGCUAUGACGGUGCUUCCUGUCUAAAUAGUGCUGAGCGCUACGACCCUCUGACCAGCACAUGGACCUCCAUCGCUGCCAUGAGCACCCGCAGGAGGUAUGUGCGGGUAGCUACUCUCGACGGCAGCUUGUACGCCGUGGGAGGUUAUGACAGCUCUUCACAUCUGGCAACAGUGGAGAAAUAUGAUCCACAGAGUAACACUUGGACAGCCAUUGCCAACAUGCUGAGCCGGCGCAGCAGUGCGGGCGUGGCGGUGCUGGACGGGAUGCUGUAUGUGGCAGGAGGCAAUGACGGCACCAGCUGUCUCAACUCUGUGGAACGAUUCAACCCCAAAACCAACACCUGGGAAGCAGUUGCCCCCAUGAACAUCCGCAGGAGCACCCAUGACCUCGUUGCCAUGGACGGCUGGUUGUACGCAGUGGGUGGCAACGACGGCAGCUCCAGUCUCAACUCCAUAGAGAAAUACAACCCGCGCAGUAACAAGUGGGUGGCUGCGUCCUGCAUGUUUACGCGCCGCAGCAGUGUCGGGGUGGCUGUACUGGAGCUGCUCAAUUUCCCUCCGCCCUCAUCGCCCACGCUCUCUGUCUCCUCCACCAGCCUUUGACACGGGGUCACGGCCUGGCUGAUCUCUGCCUCUGCUGCUACAGCCCAGACCGGCUCUGGGAAGAGACGCAACUGCUCGGUGUAAUAAUGGGGUUACAGGAGGUAAAGGUGCAAAGAGUCACUGAGGGUCUAUGCAAAAGACAGAAGUGUAGUUUAAAAGUGGCACAUUUGGUGAAGAAAGGAAAACAAUGCUAUUAUGAAUUAAGAGUCACAGACCAAUUCAGUCCUGUAACAGUGCACUAGUUAAAGGAUGAAAAGCGGGUUUUAAAUUACACGCCCAGGAACCAGUUCUUGAGGCGUGAACAAUUUGGCACUUUUUCAAAUCUUUUGCCACUAACACAUUGAUCGUCUUGGCUGAAGCCUCACUUUACCACUGUACUACGCAGAUCACAGUUGUCAUAUCUAUAGGAGCAUGUUGUAAAAUAUUUGUCCACCCAAUGAGUGUUUGACACACUUACCUUGAAAGUGGUGGUUGAUGUUGUGUUUUGCAAAUUUUGUUUACUCUUUUUUUUUGCAAUAUUGUAACAAAACAAAAAAACAGAAGAGGAGAACCUGAAUGCUUUUAAUUUAAGGAAUGUAUCUUUGCCUGACUCUACGCUGCAUGUUCAUAUCAGCAUCAACUCUCAACAAGAGAGAAACACGCUGUAGUGCCGCUGAUCCACGCUAGGUGGCAGUAAGAGGCAAUGUUGUCACAGCCCUUAUUCAAGAGGACAAAAAGCUAUGAGAAUUGUAAUGUUUUUUUUGUACUCAAAGAUUAUCAAGUUGGUGACAUCUAUUUAUAAAGUCUAAUAUAUUCUGUUUAAAAGAGCUUUAGAGAACAGAGCAGACCUAUAGAAGAGUGUAUUUAUUUAGGUGUGCAGAUAUUUGGUCAUGAAUGUUUUGUGUAAGAGAAGUAGUUUGCAUUUAGCGAUAGUUCAGAAAAGUCUACACUGCAGAACAGUUUCUGUUCUUUCUUCACUGCCUCAUGCACGAUCUCACCAGCGUAUGGUUCAGUCACAUCUACACAGUGCUCUCCACCUUAAUGUAAAUGUGAAAGGUGAUGGAUCUAAUCUGCUGCAGUGUCAGCUCUGUCUCACAUGACACUGUAUAAAUGCUUUAGUCGUCCACAGUGUAUCCACACUUGACUCAAAUAUGUAACGCUGGUGACAGAUGCUGUCAGAUUCCCAUCCACACUGCACUUGACCGAGUGUGGUGUCCUGUUCUUUUACCUCAUCACUGGAAAGCAUCCAGGCUAUUGCUACUCCACCAAGUUUACCCAUAAUAGAAAUACUUAGACUUACCAAAACAACAGUUUGACUGGCUAACACAUGUGGGUACAAAUACCAGCAGGUUCAGUUCAUGUGUAUCGCAGUGUUAUCAUUCACUUCUGAGAAGUUGCCUUUUUUUCCUGUUUUAAAGGAUGUUAAUUAUUUGGCCUGGUUAUUUUGUAUGAGUCAGUCCCCAGUGGAAGGGGGAGUAGUUUGUCUUAUGGAAAAGUGUUUACAGCAGGCACUAAGAAAUGGGCACAAAAACACAUUGGCUUCUUAGUAGUAAAUUGAACUGUAAAAAAAAAAAAGACUUGCUCUCAGCUAAUUUGUGCAAUUUAUGUGUGGCUAGCUUUUAUGUUUAUUUAUGUGGUGACCUUGUUUAUUUAUUAAAUGUUAUUUAUGAAAAAAUGCACUAUUGCAAACUGAAGCAAUACACUGUAAACAAAAAUAAAUCUGUUUUCAAACGUGAA